AUGAGGACGACGAAGAUCCAUCGGUCCCCCAGUCCGCCCAGCCUCAAAGUGAAACCAGAGCCAGACUAUGCCCCUGUAAGCUCGCUUGUGAUUGGCUCUGAGGCCAGACAGUCAGCAGCGGUGAACAAUCCGUCAUUGGCUGGGAAGAGAAAGAAGGAGGAGUCAGAGGGAUCAGGCUGGGCCCUCUCUGACAGUGAUGAUGAAGACGUCGAUUUGAGGAGGAAGAGUGUCGGUAACCCGCCGAAGAGAGCGCCCCCUAGCCCCAAAACCAAAAAAACAAAGGUGGAGAACGAGCGCCCGCCAAGUCCUCACGGCCGGGUUUACUACAUCGACGAACCAGACGACUUCUUUGAAACCAGUCUUCCCAGUGCGAGCGACCCCUACAGGUUUUACCUGAACAAAGUGACUGGCCUGGACAGACGGUUCAACACGGGAGCGCUUCACAUUAGAGACAUCCUCUCUCCUCUGUUCGGGACCCUGAAAGAGUCGGUUCAGGUCAGUAUGGACGCAAACUUGAAACGGUUUCAUAUCCUGUUUUUUAUUUACACAUGCAGCACGGCUGAUCA
Labrus bergylta (ballan wrasse) is the source of this 566-nucleotide messenger RNA. The record is from RefSeq and is a predicted model, not a curated record. NCBI's taxonomy places the organism in Eukaryota, Metazoa, Chordata, Actinopteri, Labriformes, Labridae.